Capra hircus (goat) is the source of this 1374-nucleotide messenger RNA. RefSeq names its product GATA zinc finger domain containing 1 (gene GATAD1). The record is from RefSeq and is a predicted model, not a curated record. Gene Ontology annotation, cellular component: nucleus. The coding region runs from base 194 to 1015 and encodes 273 amino acids. Lineage: Eukaryota; Metazoa; Chordata; Mammalia; Artiodactyla; Bovidae. Gene Ontology annotation, molecular function: sequence-specific DNA binding; zinc ion binding. Gene Ontology annotation, biological process: regulation of DNA-templated transcription; chromatin organization. The transcript has 5 exons.
GCGGAGCGGGCGGAACCGGCUUCCUGCCUCCAGGGGGCGGCGGCCGCGGCCCGGUCCCGGCUUGGGCAGCUCGGCGCCGCGCCCGCGCCGCUCUUCUGUCUGUGGGAGUGGCGGGCCGGCCCGCGGGCCGCCGAGGUCGGCGGUCGCCAUUCCCGUGUCGCUGCGCCCGCGGGGGCCGCCCGAGCCGGCCACCAUGCCGCUGGGCCUGAAGCCCACCUGCAGCGUCUGCAAGACCACGUCGUCCUCCAUGUGGAAGAAGGGCCCGCAGGGGGAGAUCCUCUGCCACCACUGCACAGGCCGGGGCGGCGCAGGCGGCGGGGGCUCCUGCCCGGGGGUGGCCGGCGGCACAGGGGGCGGCGGCGGCGGCGGCGCAGGGGGUGGCUUCGGCGCCGCGACCUUCGCCAGCACCUCGGCCGCCCCUCCGCAGAGCAACGGGGGCGGGGGCGGCAAGCAGAGUAAGCAGGAAAUUCACAGGAGGUCUGCUCGGCUCAGAAACACUAAAUACAAAUCUGCUCCAGCUGCUGAAAAGAAAGUUUCCACUAAAGGGAAAGGGAGAAGACAUAUUUUUAAAUUAAAAAAUCCCAUCAAAGCUCCUGAGUCCGUUUCCACCAUAAUCACUGCAGAAUCAAUCUUCUACAAGGGAGUGUAUUACCAAAUUGGAGAUGUUGUUUCUGUAAUUGAUGAACAAGAUGGAAAACCCUACUAUGCUCAGAUCAGAGGUUUCAUCCAGGACCAGUACUGUGAGAAGAGUGCGGCGCUGACGUGGCUCAUUCCCACUCUCGCUAGCCCCAGGGACCAGUUCGACCCUGCGUCCUACAUCGUGGGACCAGAGGAGGAUCUUCCAAGGAAGAUGGAAUACUUGGAAUUUGUCUGUCAUGCACCUUCUGAAUAUUUCAAGUCACGUUCAUCACCAUUUCCCACAGUUCCCACCAGACCAGAGAAGGGCUAUAUAUGGACUCAUGUUGGACCUACUCCUGCAAUAACUAUAAAGGAAACAGUUGCCAACCAUUUAUAGUUUAAGAAGUAAACCUGGAUUUCUAGUUCCCUUGUAUUUGUACCACUGUAAGACAUGCCACAUGUUUCUUUAAUGAAAUUCUUGGAUGGAAAAAUGACUAAAGUAAUCACUAGCUUGUUUAUUACUAGUCACUUAGAAAAUUAAGAGAGAUAGAAAAGAAUUAAAUAUAUUCUGAAAUGAAGUAUUACGUACACAUUAAGUGUGUAUGUCCUCCCAGGCAAAUACUGUCAUUUCCAGGGAGACUAUUAGGAACAGGUAGUGUCUAUUUUUCUCCUUAAUUUAUUUCUAGAAACUCAUAAAAUGGAUUGUAUUUUUCUAUAAGAAUAAAUUAAGAUAUAAAUUUCUAACCAAGGGCUAAA